This is a messenger RNA of Pongo pygmaeus (Bornean orangutan), 1236 nucleotides long. RefSeq names its product coordinator of PRMT5 and differentiation stimulator (gene COPRS). Gene Ontology annotation, molecular function: histone binding. NCBI's taxonomy places the organism in Eukaryota, Metazoa, Chordata, Mammalia, Primates, Hominidae. Gene Ontology annotation, cellular component: nucleus. The record is from RefSeq and is a predicted model, not a curated record. The transcript has 5 exons. The coding region runs from base 117 to 671 and encodes 184 amino acids.
GGGACCCCCACACCCAGGCUGAUUGGGACUUCUGCGGCUGAUCCUCCGGCGGGCAGCCGCGCAGGCGCGUCACGUGGCCCACGGCGUCCAGGGCGACGAGCCGCGGGCAGCGGGGCAUGGACCUUCAGGCCGCUGGGGCCCAGGCGCAGGGGGCCGCGGAGCCGUCUCGGGGCCCGCCGCUGCCUAGCGCGCGGGGGGCGCCCCCCAGCCCGGAGGCUGGCUUUGCUACAGCUGACCACUCUGGUCAGGAGAGAAAGACUGAGAAGGCUAUGGAUCGACUAGCCCGUGGAGCACAGAGCAUCCCUAAUGACAGUCCUGCCCGGGGUGAGGGCACCCAUUCUGAAGAGGAAGGCUUUGCCAUGGAUGAGGAGGACUCUGAUGGAGAACUGAAUACCUGGGAGCUGUCAGAAGGGACAAACUGUCCACCCAAGGAACAGCCUGGUGAUCUUUUUAAUGAGGACUGGGACUUGGAGUUGAAAGCAGAUCAAGGGAAUCCAUAUGAUGCUGACGACAUCCAGGAGAGCAUUUCUCAAGAGCUCAAACCUUGGGUGUGCUGUGCCCCACAAGGAGACAUGAUCUAUGACCCCAGCUGGCACCAUCCGCCUCCACUGAUACCCUAUUAUUCCAAGAUGGUCUUUGAAACAGGACAGUUUGACGAUGCUGAAGAUUGAGUGUGGAGCUUUCUGCCUUGUAGUAUCGUUCAUCAAGAAAGAACCACAACUGACCACAGCCAAAAUCUUGAGUGAUGAGAGAGGAUAUGUGUGUGGAUCAAGUGUCUGGAUGAUCAUUUGUGAUGUAUAUUUGUUUUCCCUCCUUCAUUCUCCUCUCCAUGCAAGCAGUCAGUUGGCUCUCUGUCAUUGCCUGAGUGGAGUCAUGCGGCAGAGUCUAAAGGAGCCAAGAAAUCUUUCUGGCUUUUGUUUUACGAAAUGGAUUUACUGAUUUGUUUUUUGGUAAGGAGGCAAAGGAGUUUUGGGCCAACAGACUGUGCAUCUUGAAGAAAUCUGGAAGAAAAGAAUUUUCCCCAGGACCCCCCCACCCCCAACAAAAAAAAUAUCUUAGGUCGUGAGAUAUGGUAGAGAAGAGAGAAGAGAGAGAGAUUGGGGGAUGCUAAGGGCAGGUGGAACAGGAGCGCUGCUUCUUGGAGUGUCCCUGGGGAGCUAGGGACUCAGAGCUAUCACUCAGAGAGUGAUAGAUGUUAGUGCUUGUAGGCAGUUGGGACUGUCUUGCAAUGCCCAG